This is a messenger RNA of Babesia bigemina, 282 nucleotides long. RefSeq lists its product as hypothetical. Lineage: Eukaryota; Apicomplexa; Aconoidasida; Piroplasmida; Babesiidae. The transcript has a single exon. The record is from RefSeq and is a predicted model, not a curated record. Bases 1 to 282 code for a protein of 93 amino acids.
AUGAAUUGGGAUGCGCGAGUGGGAGCUGCAGUGAACUGGCGCUUGACCUCUAGUUUGACGCAGUGGGUCUGGAAACAGCACCAACCCCGCUCAAAAACGCUAUACAAACAACAAAUAGUAAACGCUGUAAACAAAUUAGCAUCAGAUUUCAGAUGCUCAGAUGUUCCGCGAGUGCCGAUAUUGGUUAGUGAGCAGCGCAGUGAUGAUGCCACUGGGCGCAUGCUCAAAAUGCUCCCGCAGUUGAACGGUGCGCAAAUUCUCGCACUAUCAAACGUGACUUGA